Paramuricea clavata is the source of this 1003-nucleotide messenger RNA. The record is from the annotation of a GenBank genome assembly. Lineage: Eukaryota; Metazoa; Cnidaria; Anthozoa; Malacalcyonacea; Plexauridae.
AUGGAGGUCAACAAUGAGGAUGACGAGGACGAGGUAUCCGAUGAAUCAGAUGAUGUUAUGUAUCACAAUAUCACAAAGCAUCUGGAUGAAAACAGCGAACAUGAAGAUUACGACCUUCCCAGUCAUCAGCGAUGCGCUUGCCACACAUUGCAGCUCAUAGCAACAGGUGAUGCAGACCAAGCUGAAGAAAAUGCCACGUAUAAGAAAUUUUCUCGUUCAGCCUUCGCAAAGUGCCAGGCACUUUGGAAUUUAUCGUCACGAUCAGUGCUUGCAGCUGAGGCUGUCCAAUCGAAGUGUGGCAUAGCAUUGAUCAAACCAAAUAAAACGCGGUGGAAUUCGGUUUACCGGGCAGUUGAACGACUGGUUCGAAUCAUUAAGGAAAAAGGAGAAGAAUCUCUUCAGUCACUGUGUAAUGAGUUGAAACUACCAAGGUAAUAGUUUGAUUGCUGCUUUUGAAUUUUGGAUAAGCAGUCAUGUACAUUUAGGUUAGUACAGUUCAGGUGUAGUAAUAAUAAAGAUAAAUUUUUGAACAAUUGUUUUCAACAUUUCAGAUUCAAAGCUGGUGAAAUUCGCUUUCUUCAAGAGUAUUACAAGUCCAUGCAGCCUUUUGCCCAGGCAUUGGACAUCCUGCAAGCUGAAGACAAUGCUUACAUGGGUUACCUCCUUCCCGUACUGUACAUGCUGCAAGACAAGCUAAAAAAGAAACGAGAUGAAAUGGAUACUUGCGCUCCUCUAAUUGAUGCAUUGCAAGCCGGAAUUACUCGUCGCUUUUCAGCGGUAAUGCAGGAACCAGAAAUGGUCGCUGCUGCUAUUCUCCAUCCUAAAUUCCGAAAAACGUGGACAAACGACACAACUGUUUUGGAGAAAGGUAAUUAACAUUUUUAUUGCAUACAAAUCUUCCUCGGAAAUGAGACCGUAAAUUUCCUUGUCUAUUUUAAUUUUAGGCAUGGUGUACAUAAAGAGGAAAUUAACCGAAAUAGAAUCUACGGAACGCACUACAUCA